Nothobranchius furzeri (turquoise killifish) is the source of this 2227-nucleotide messenger RNA. RefSeq names its product zinc finger protein 436. The record is from RefSeq and is a predicted model, not a curated record. NCBI's taxonomy places the organism in Eukaryota, Metazoa, Chordata, Actinopteri, Cyprinodontiformes, Nothobranchiidae. Gene Ontology annotation, cellular component: nucleus. Gene Ontology annotation, molecular function: RNA polymerase II transcription regulatory region sequence-specific DNA binding; DNA-binding transcription factor activity, RNA polymerase II-specific. Gene Ontology annotation, biological process: regulation of transcription by RNA polymerase II; embryo development; urogenital system development.
AUGAUGCUGCAGCCUGUUUUAAACACACAACUCCAGAAAAACACGAGCUAGAAGUCCCUUCUUUGUGAUUUAUGCCCGUUUUGAUGUGACUUAACGGCGCUGUGAUGAACUCGAAGGCUUUUACUUUCUUAGGAGAAACGAACACGAUGAGCCUUCCUGUUUCCUGCCAGCAUGCUGGAUAAAACCGGUGACAAGGAUCAGCAGCCUGAGGUUUGCUCAGACUGUGGAUGCAGGUUAAACCCGCUGCAGCUCAAACCUGACCCCGAUUCCUGCGACACUUCAGCUGCUUCACCUCAGGUGAACACUGACGGUCCGAGGAAAUGUGCGGCCUGCCAGGCAGGAAGCAGCAGCGGCGGCAGCCCCCCGAAUGGUCGGCGGCUCCAGCGUCGCACCCGCCUGGACCCUCACAGCUGCAACCUCUGCACAAAGACCUUCAUCUCUUCAGCCCACCUGGCCCUUCACCUCAGCUCCCAUAGCAAAGAGAGGAAAUAUAGAUGUAGCACCUGUGGGAAGUUCUUCAGCCAGUCGGCCCACCUGGUGGCCCACAAGAUGAUCCACAGUGGGGACAGGCCGUUUAAAUGUCCGGAGUGUGGGAAGACUUUUGGCCGUGCCUCACAUCUAAAGACACACCGCCGGCUUCACACGGGGGAGAAACCCUUCAAAUGCAGCUUCUGCGGCAAGGCAUUCACCCAGAAGGCCGGGCUCCUGGCACACGUUCGUCAGCACACCGGGGACAACCCGUACAAGUGUGAGCAAUGUGGAGCAGGGUUUCGCUCGUUACCACUCCUGCUCUCUCACAAGGCCCAAGAGGCUUCUGGACACACCAAACCAACGCCACCAGCUCCCACUCCUGCAGCCCAGCUCAGCCGGCCUCAGAAAACACCAAACAGCGCAGAGGAUCUGAAGUGCGGCAUCUGCUGCCGCACCUUCGUACAUUCCUCGUACAUCCGGCUGGACGUACACUUCAACAAAGGCCUGCGGCCGUAUCACUGCAAGGUGUGCAACAAGACUUUCGUCAAGUUGGAAACAUUCGUGAAUCACUGCGACAAACACCUGAGUCAAAAAAAGGAGGAAAACGAGGUGAAAUACAAAGUAGUGAGACCUCCUCUGUUUGUUCCGCUCUCCAGGCCUGAAUCAGCGCACACCUUCUCCGCUCAGCCUUUAUUCUCAGAGGUUAACACACGCUCCAAAGCUAAAUCCAAGACUUUUACGACUGAGCCGUAACCAAGAGGAUGAAGUGUGUCGAAAUAGUUCUUUAACUGCAUAGUUAUAGCACAUUACGUUUCAGUGUUUACAAGUAAACUUCCAGCAAACUUCUAUUUAAUGGAAACCAACAGUCUUAAUUGUACAAUUAUUUUUAUUUAAAACAUUGUUGUAAUUAAUGGCAUAAUUCUUUAAAAUUUUGAAAAAUUAAAAGAUUAAAACACUAGAUUUACCAAAUUAAAAGUAUUAAAUAUGAGUUGUUAGAGACGCUUAAUUCUUUUCACGUUUCAACCUCAAUGUGCACCAAACAAGUACAUUUAUUGCAUACUUUAGCAUGCAAAGUGCCAUUUCUGUGGUGUGCAUUGUUCAAGUUGACUUUAAAUUGUUAAAAAUAUAAUAAAGUUAGACAUUAUUGUUAAAAUGUUGUUAAAUCCAUAAACCCAACUGGUAUUUGGUGUAAUAAUAAAUGUUAGUGUAAAUUAAAGUGACAAUGUGUAGUUUUUUACCAUUAAUCUCUGGAAAUAUCCAUCAAAAUGUUGUAGUAAAUGAAUUAAAAGAUGCCCAUUUUUUGAAUAACAUUGCCAGUUUCAUAACAUAGAACCAUACAAAUCUCUUCUAAAAUACAUGGAGCGGGUCUAAGUCUCUGGGCGACGCCAUAUUGGAUGCCAUGUUUCCUUCUACAGAAACCCGUGAGGACAAUGCAUUUACUGACUUGUAAGAAACGGUUACAAAACUUUCACCAUUAAUAAACAUUGUUGCUUUACACAUUUACCUCUUCACUCGUUGCCAGUGAUGAAAGGGAAUCUGAUGUUAUUUUGCUGGAGGUUGCACUCCCAGGGAUUUUUGACCCUAAUGGCCAUCCGUUGGCAAGGUCUUAUUUGAACACAAAAAUAAUGCUUGCACUCAUUUAGGUAUGUACUGCCCCCUAUCGCCAGAGAAUCUACACACUGUCACUUUAAAUCCUAGUUGUACAAUUUUGAAGGAUAAAACGAGUAAAAUAAACAUAAUAAAAACUGUGAUGGGC